CCGUGAUUGUCUCUGCCUCACCAAAUUCCCGGAAAACAGAGCAUCUUCCAGAGUCCCAAUUAAGUCUCGCCAAAUGAGGCCUUUUCCAUCAACUCCGACCACCUUCAAUUCUUCGCCGCCGCCGUCUCCUUUCUCUUCAGCCGGCUGUAUGCGAAGCUUCAAGUCUCCGAUUCCGUACCUAUUCGGAGGGCUCGGUCUGAUGCUGGCUCUUAUUGCAGUAGCAUUAGUGGUGCUGGCCUGUUCUCACCGGAAACGACCCUCGCCGUCGCCGAACUCUUCCGGUUGUGAUGACGAAGAAAGCAAAUUGGAAGCAGCCAAAACGACGCCGGAUUCAGAGCCCAGAAUCCUGGUUAUCAUGGCCGGACACAGUAACCCCACUUACUUGGCAAAACCUCUCUCUUCUUCUUCUUCAUCCUCCUCCUCCUCCUCCACUGCAACUCAACAAACCCUAUGAAGGACAAUUAAUAUCAUUCUUCUUCUUCUUCUUUCUUCUUGUUCUGGUUUUGUUUGUCGUUCACAGAGAUGCAGAUAAAUGCUGUUAUAGGUAUAAAAGCGUACCCGUUUUGUGUUUGGGUAUGGCUUUCUAAGUUCAUAUGAGUUUUGCGAGAUCUUGUAUCUAGUCUGGAGAGUUUAUAAUAAGUUAAUAACACACGCAUCGUCCAUCAGAGAUUUCGAUAUUA
This is a messenger RNA of Neltuma alba, 680 nucleotides long. Its product is annotated as protein GLUTAMINE DUMPER 6-like. Bases 74 to 454 code for a protein of 126 amino acids. NCBI's taxonomy places the organism in Eukaryota, Viridiplantae, Streptophyta, Magnoliopsida, Fabales, Fabaceae. The transcript has a single exon. The record is from RefSeq and is a predicted model, not a curated record. Gene Ontology annotation, biological process: regulation of amino acid export.